Caenorhabditis auriculariae is the source of this 1891-nucleotide messenger RNA. The record is from the annotation of a GenBank genome assembly. NCBI's taxonomy places the organism in Eukaryota, Metazoa, Nematoda, Chromadorea, Rhabditida, Rhabditidae.
AUGAUGUCCUACAGGAUGAGACUUGUUGGGAUCUGCAACGGAUUGGCGCGCUUUUCGGAGCUCCAGCUCGUACGCCACAACCACUAUCUUUCCAGUGUACCUUUGAAAAAGAGAGGAGUGGAUGGACUUUUGCCAAAAGAUUACCUUAACAACAAAGUCUUCGAUUUUCCUUUUUCUAGCUCGAAGUUUCACUUUCCAGGCUGUAGUAGUUUAUUUUUCGGCUGGAUGGUGUGGAUCUUGCAAACUUCUCACCCCCAAAAUCAAGGUCAUCAAAAAUAGAAGUUCGUUCCUUACUUUCGCAAAUUUAGAAGUUUUAUGAAGCGGUGAAAUCAGACGGAACUCUGGAAGUUGUGUGGGUUUCACAAGACAAAGAGGAAUCCCACCAACUCGAGUAUUACGAAAAGAACCUGCCUGAAUGGUGCUUCGUCCCUUUCGCGGAUCCCAACAUGAAGUUCGUAUUUUAAUAUUGAAAAAUAACUUCUCAAAAAGGAUCGCUCCGACAUAGGAAAACCCAGAAGGAUUCCGUUAAACCUUCCAAAAACUUUGAAAAUUCUGAGAAAUUUGUUCAAAUAUUCGGAAUAUUACACUAGAUCACUUUUAAAGGGCUUUUCAUCUUUUCAAGAUAGUGUUAUUUUAAUUCAAAGUUUUUCUGCACACAAUUCAUUCUUUUUUCUCAGAAAACUCGCUGAGAAGUACAAGGCGGCGGUAAUUCCAGUGCUGAAAUUAGUGAAUGAAAAGGGCGACGUCGUGAACGAUCGUGUUCGCGCCGAUAUUGAGGUUUUCCUAUAUGAUUUCUUGAUCAUCACAGUGAUUUGUUAUCUUAGUCCGCCAUCAAAGCGAAUCCCAUGGAAACCUACAAAAAGUGGAAGGAACUCGUCGGUAUUUGAAUUUUUGUACAGUGUAUUAUCUUUAAUAAAUCUAAUAGAGCAACUUGAAAUUUAUGAAGAGUUUCGAACGAAUGAAAUUUGAAUUUGAAUUUUCCUUUUCAUGCUCACCAAAGUUGGUGCUUCUGAAGAAUCGUGUUUGCGGAAAUUAUAAGUAGAAUUCAAUUUUUCCAAAAAGAAAAUUUAAAAACUAUGAUCCCGCCUUGAUUGGACCUCCAAGAAACAAAUAGCGCCGUCGAGUCAAACGCCGAUGUAAAGGUCCCCUUGGGCGGAAUUCGUCCUGAGGAUUUAUGGCUUGAAGGACGACAUCUUUGCCCCUAAAGUGAGUCAUUGGCGGUCGGAAGCGUCGUGAGAUGCGAACCGCCGAUAACGGCUUCCUCCUUUGUUAAGCUAUGCACGCCGCGGCUCCCAUCUUCUCCAACUACAUAUCUUUUCCGAGAGAAAGAUGAAACGUUCCUUGGCGCUAGUUCAACUUUCGAUACAGAAACAAAUAACUCCCAUUUUCUUUUCGUUUUUCAACCAGUCAAAUAUGGAAUAAUUCAGCUUGCAAUGGGAGACAUGAGAAUAUCUCGUAAUGAAAAUUGAAGACAAGUUUUUUUUUACUCUAAACUUAAUUAAACAUGAAAUAUGUUACAAAAUCAAUUUCCUUUCAACAUUUUUGAAAACUAAAGUGAUUUUAAUAACGAGGUGUAUAAUAGACCUAACUAAUUUCAUCUUUUUUUUUGUAGAAAUAUUCUUGCUAUGUGAUUACUCAUUUGAAAUUCCCCUUUUCCAACAAUGGAUUUCAAAAGAGUAUUUUCCCUCGAGAACGACUCGAAUACCAUAGAAACGAUUUAGGAUUGCGUAAGCGGCAGUUGAUUUGCAUAAAAUGGGUCGCAGUCGGCCAGUGUUCGGCAGGACCACAACACGUCCCUCGAGACGUCGGAAGACGUGAAAUUCUUGGCGACUUGGCCGGACAUGUCAAGUGGCUCCGUCCUAACGAGUUCAGCUUGAAACAUCUCAAGUGA